This is a messenger RNA of Polistes dominula (European paper wasp), 849 nucleotides long. Its product is annotated as cytochrome P450 4C1-like. Gene Ontology annotation, molecular function: iron ion binding; oxidoreductase activity, acting on paired donors, with incorporation or reduction of molecular oxygen; monooxygenase activity. The record is from RefSeq and is a predicted model, not a curated record. Lineage: Eukaryota; Metazoa; Arthropoda; Insecta; Hymenoptera; Vespidae.
ACUCAUUUUCAGUUUCUGGAAAGACGCGAAUAAAGGAGGUUACUUCUGAGUAGCAAUUUUGUAAUUAUCCCUUACUUAUAAACAGAAGCAAAGUAGUAUUUUUAAAUGAAUUAAACAACUUCUACUAUUUCUAAUUUGUUCAAUUCAACAUGGAAUACAUUGCAUACUUUAUUGUUYCAACAAUAAUAAUUAUUCUAUUAUWCAAUUUUAUUAAAUAUUUAAUAAAUAAAUUUCGGGAACAUAAGAUGGUAAAAAAAUGUCCAGGUCCUAAAGCUUAUCCUAUUAUAGGAAAUAUGCAUUUAUUUCUUGGUGAUUUAAAAGAUGUAACUCGUAAAAUAAUACAAUACUCUGCAAUCUAUUCUUCUCCUUGGCAACUCUGGAUAGGAUUAAAAUUAGCCCUAUUCUUCGAUGAUCCUGAAAAUAUUGAAAUUCUUUUGAAAAGCUUAAAAACUGAUGAGAAAAAUUUCAUAUAUAACUUUACUAAAGAUACUUUAGGCGAUGGAUUAUUGACAGCGCCAGCGGUAUUAUGGAAAAUACAUCGAAGAAUACUAGAUAAAAAAUUCAAUGCCAACAUGUUUUCAUAUUAUAUGGAGCCAUUGAAUAAGAAUUCAAAAAGGCUAAUAAACAUUUUAGAAACUAGAAACGGAGAAAACGUAGAUAUAUUUCAUUACGUACAUUUAUGUACGUUGGACAUAAUAUUUGAUAGCCUWUUGGAAUCUGAUUUAAAUUUGCAGAAUACCCUAGACUGCAAACUUGRUAGAUAUGUAAAAGAGUAAUAAUCAAAAGAAAAUUAUUACAUUUAUUAUAUAAUAUAGUAUAACUUUAUAUUUGUCUUCUUAUUAAAUUUUA